Molecule: messenger RNA, 2301 nt
Organism: Lathyrus oleraceus (garden pea)
Lineage: Eukaryota; Viridiplantae; Streptophyta; Magnoliopsida; Fabales; Fabaceae
Exons: 3
Coding region: 1-2301 (766 amino acids)
Biological process (GO): proteolysis
Molecular function (GO): aspartic-type endopeptidase activity
Source: RefSeq, a predicted model, not a curated record
AUGGGAGAUGACCAGUAUGAUGCUUUCUAUGUGCCUGGUCAACCGAGGCCUAAGAUACUUCCAGAUCCUACUACAGAUAGGCUCCGUACCCUGGAAAAGAAGAUCAAAGCCAUAGAAGGGAAUAAUAGCUUCGGCGCUUCUACCAUGAACAUGCGUUUGGUAUCAAAUUUAGUCAUCUCGGCUAAAUUUAAAACUCCUGAUUUCGAGAAAUACAAAGGACAGACUUGCCCAAGAAGUCACCUGGUAAUGUACUUCAGGAAAAUGGCUGCUCAUACCGAAAACGACAAACUACUUGUACAUUGUUUCCAAGACAAUCUAAGUGGAGCAUCUCUGAGAUGGUACAUGAGCUUAGAGCAGGGGCGGAUUCAAAGCUCGGAGGAUUUAGCUGACGCAUUUCUCCGUCAGUAUAAAUAUAACUUAGAUAUGGCACCCGACCGUAUGCAGUUACAAGGGAUGGCUAUGAAAGAAAACGAAUUGGUGAGUAGUGCAACAUCUGAUUUCGCACAUCUAGUGACAAUCAGAGAUCGCAUAGAAAAAGGGUUGAGGGAUGGAAAGAUUCCAGGAGCCAUGACAGCCCCUAGCGCACCGAAAAAGUUUUUUGGAGGCUUCCCGAAGAAAAGAGAAGGUGAAACAAACGCUAUAUCCAAAGGCUAUAAAGGGAAGCAACAGGCUUCAUAUGGCCAAGUCGCCGUCGUGGUACCCAUACCUUACCAACAGCCGGUGCAGCAACAACAAGUGUAUCAACCACAACAUCAACAACAUCAUCAUCAGCAAAACACCGCGCCACCAAGACAAUUCAAGACAAGACCUCCAAUAAGGCAACUCGAUCCCCUUCCAGUACAUUAUAGCCAGAUAUUCCCAUAUCUGCAAAAGGAGGGCCUUCUAACAUUAAGGGAAUUAAAACCAGCUAUUUUUCCAUAUCCACCCGGAUACGAUGCUAACGCCCAUCGUGAGUUUCACAUGGGAGCACCUGGUCAUACCUUGGAGAAUUGUUUCGCAUUUCCAAAUCAGGUACAAGACUUGAUCGAAGAAAAGGCCAUCUCUUUCACUCCGAGACGCCCGAACGUGAACACCAAUCCCGUGCCAACACAUAAGGAUGCUUCCAUCAGUGCCAUUGAGGAGAGUGAUCAAGGAAAAUUGAUCCGUAAGGUUGAAAAGAUUCAAACCCCUAUCGCCAGGAUAGGAGCACAAUUGCUGAAGAGUGGUCUAGUCCCGGAGGAGCUAAUUGCUGAAGAGAACAAUAAAAAAUUGAGGAAUUUUAUACAACAAAUGUUGGAUCGAGGCGAGUUACAGAUAAAUUUAUGUGUCAAGAGCAAGCGCCAGGAAGAGAUAGUCGUGGUGGACAUCCCUUAUGAUGAGGUUAAAGUGGAAAUACCUAUAAGCCCAUUGGUGAGAGAGUUUCCAACACCGUUCGCCUAUGAAAAUGAGAAGGCACUCUCGUGGAUAUAUCAGCCCAGAGGUUUUAAGCAGGGGCAGGAAGACCAGCCUUUGAUGAUCAACAAACCAAACAUCACCUCGAUUGUGGGGCCGGUAGGAAUGACACGUAGUGGUCGAGUGUUCGCGCCAAGAAUUGUUGAUACUUCUGCAACGGUUAAAGGGAAGGAAGCUCCUGUCCAGAUCCUCGUCCCUAAUCAAGAAAUACAAGACAUGCACCUGUAUCCUAAAGCUGCAGUCACUCGUGAGGAGGCUGAGGAAUUUCUGAGGAUAAUCAAGAAGAGUGAUUAUAAAGGGGUGGACCAACUGAAUCAAACACCUUCAAAAAUCUCCAUGUUAUCUUUAUUGCUCAACUCAGAAGCACACAUGAAUUCAUUAUUGAAAGUAUUGAGCGUCGCUCAUAUCACGAAAGACAUAACGAUAGAACAACUUGACGACGUGAUAGCUUGUGUGACCACUGGGAUUUUUUUGGGUUUUAAUGAUGAUGAACUGCCGAUCAAGGGAAAAAACCAUAAAAAAGCCCUACAUAUCUCCUUGAAAUGCGUAGACACUAUACUAUCAAGGGUAUUAGUGGACACAGGUUCCUCACUAAAUGUCAUGCCGAAGACAAAUUUGAUAAAGCUGCCAAUGGAAGGGAUAAGUAUGAAGCCUAGUAUCCUAAUCGUAAAGGCAUUUGAUGGCUCAAGGCGAGCAGUGAUAGAAGAGGGGCUGGGUGGUUCUCGAGACGGUGGAAAAAGAACAAUCGUGGGUAUAGUGAAUAAUGCUGCUGGUUUUGGCACUGCUGGUGGUCAACCUGGUCAGAACUUGAAGGAUAGUCUUUUCCCGCCAUUCUUCGGGGUUGAAGAUGACAGAGAGGAAGACAGAUAG